AUUAACUCUACCAUCACCUAUAAAGAUUAAAACUUGACCUUAAGAAAUCUGUUCAAAUCAUUGAAUUUAAUCAUGUUAGUGUCACAUCAAAAUCUGGGACAAUAUCUUAAUGCACGAAAAGGAAAGUACUCUCUAUCGAGUAUUAUAUAAACGUGUGUUUGGGAACUAAUGGAAGUUGUAAAUUGCUAAACACUCACAAGAAUCAAUUAUGGCAUCGGCAACUAACGUGUUUGGCGAGCCCAUCACUGAAAAUGUUGUGAUGGGAAUCCCGGAGUAUGCGAACAGGGCACGCCAAAUCAGAGCAGAUGUGGCUAAGCAAUGGAAAGGAAAAGAUUGUAAGUACGAAGAAGCUUUGGGAUACGUGAAGGCAUUGAAGAGGCAAUGGGGCACUGGAGCCUCCACACUCUGCCUGGUUUACAAUGCUACCGGUGAACCAUUGACCUUUGUUACUAGUCAUGAUUGGUUUGGGCACAUUUACCAGACAUGCCCACGGGUGAUAGCAAAUGGGCAGUGGGGUGGGUUUUUGCAUGUGAAAGCUGCUGUGGCAGCUUCUGGUUCAGAGGCAGCCGUCGUUUAUCGCGGCAAAAAUAAGGAUGGAAGAGCCACUGACUGGCUGCUGGCUUGGGACAACCCUUGGAGAGUUGACCUUGACAAACAGGCGUAUGUUGAGAUCCACGAAGCUGGCUACUUUGAAAGGGUUGACUGGGGGGCAAUUGCCAAAAGCUUAGAAGGGGCUACUUCUCAUCAUUAUGCGACAUGGGAAGGAUGCAUUGCAUACGUAAAGAUAGAAAAUGAUACUUCUCCUCUUUAUGAAGCAGUACUUUCACUUGAAUAAACUGUUUUUAUUAUAUCUAUAACAUCUAUAAGGGUGAGAAAAUGCCACUACCUAGGCAGUAUAACAAUAGUCUUUAGCUUUUAGGUUUAAUGGUUAAGAAAGCUUAAAAGAACAUGCAAGGUAAAAGCUCAAAUUUCACUAUCUUGUCAAUUUGUCAUGUAUUUAUAGUUGUAAUAUAAGAGUAUGUGUGUGUAAACUCUUAU
Molecule: messenger RNA, 1038 nt
Organism: Durio zibethinus
Lineage: Eukaryota; Viridiplantae; Streptophyta; Magnoliopsida; Malvales; Malvaceae
Source: RefSeq, a predicted model, not a curated record